Molecule: messenger RNA, 3453 nt
Organism: Hippoglossus stenolepis (Pacific halibut)
Lineage: Eukaryota; Metazoa; Chordata; Actinopteri; Pleuronectiformes; Pleuronectidae
Product: ultraviolet-B receptor UVR8-like
Exons: 14
Coding region: 58-2163 (701 amino acids)
Source: RefSeq, a predicted model, not a curated record
UGGGAGGAGAAGGAAAAUGGAGUCAUGGCCACAUAAAAACCAGAGCACUGUGAGAAAAUGAGGGGAAACAAAGGAGACAGAGAAAAGAAAAGUUCUUGUCCUUUCACUUUGACUCAGGACAUUGAUCUGCUUUGCUGGGGUAGCGGGGAGCUUGGUCAGACUGGAUGUGGAAGGCCAGGGGGGGUCGCUCCAGAGGAGGCCCACCUGAGAGAGUUCACAUCGGACAGGCUGGGCACGGCCAAGCUGCUGGCUUGUGGAUCCAGUCAUUCCAUUGUGGUUACAGUGGACAACAGGAUAUUUGCAUGGGGAAACGGCACCAGUGGACAGCUUGGAGACGGGGAGAGAGAAGUUAAGGACCAUCCAGUCGAGGUGAAGUUGCAACAGGAACUAGAAGUAACAGGAAGUGGCACCGGGGUGAAUGUCGUUGACAUCGCCGGUGUGGCCUGUGGAAGCAGACACUCCUUCGUAUGGACUCAAAGUGGACAAGCCUACAGCUUCGGGAACAACUUUUAUGCCCAGCUAGGCUAUGACUUCCAGAGGGCCGACUUCAAAGAGCACCAGCUGGCACCGCGUUUGUUCCAGAGUCUUCCAUCAUCUCUGAAAAUAUCUCAAGUGGCCUGCGGAGAGCGACAUACCCUGUUUGCGCUGGAGGACGGCAGCGUGGCGGCAUGUGGGCAGAAUGAUUAUGGACAAAUUGGCAGCGGUCCUAAUGAAAAUGUGGUCAUCCCUCGCUUUGUGGAGUGUGUGGGCCGCGUGUCGAAGGUCACCUGUGGGGCAAACCACAAUCUUGCACUCACGGGUGACGGCAGGUUGUUCCAGUGGGGCUGUGGACGUGCAUGUGGGAACAUGAAGAAGAACAUCCUGUCGCCAGAGGAAGUGACGCUACCAAGCUCGCCAGUGAGAGCGAUAGCUGCAGGAUGUUGGCAUAGCAUACUUCUCACAGAUGGUGGGAAUGUCUUCUCCUGGGGGAUGGGGCAAGAGGGACAGCUUGGACUCGGCGAGGACAGGAUUCACAUCUCUGCUCCUCACCUUCUCAACUAUUCUCAGCUCGCCGGAGUCACAGGGGUACGAGCAGGGGACAGCUACAGUGCAGCUGUCACAGCAGGUGGAGAGCUGCUCCUCUGGGGACAGAUCCCCUGUGUGUCCCUGGUCACUGACCAUCCAGGCCUCAAAAGACUCUGGACCCCCCAGCCUGUUGCACUGGCAGGCAGAAAGGUGUGUGAUGUCGCCUGUGGGACCUGGCACAUGACGGCCCUCACCACACGGAGCGGGGAGAGGAACAGAGGAUGCGAUCACCCACAACGUGAAGCUCUCUUCGGAGACGUUGACAGGAAUCCCCCACCGACGGAACACGCAGAGAAAGAAAACACAGCGCAAGACUUUAAGCACAGGAUCCAGGAUCUGCAGAGACCAGAAGGCCCAGAGGAGGAGGAGGAGGAGGAGGAGGAGAAAGAUGAAGAACGUGGAAAAAACCCAAACCAUGAUGAGGGCAAUGGAGCGUUACCUGAUUCAGCAUUCGCCGGAGCCAGGUCUGCAACGGGGAUAGACAGGACAGGAAAUGGCCGCUCAUCAAUCAAAUCCGACCAGGGGCAGAGAGAGAGGGAGGGUUGCAGAACAGAGGGGCCGCUGGAGCUGAGGAAAGAACCACGCAGGAGCAGAACGAGCAGAGAAACAGUCUUCACCACUUUGCAUCUUUUACCUAAGACAGCGGGAGAACAAUGCAGGCCAAUAGCCAGCUCCUUGCCGAGGCUGCUGACCGGACAACAAGCUCAUAGCAGAGUUUUAGCCGAGGCUCAAAAAGAGAGAUCUACCCAUCUGACUGAGCUGCUCCAAAAAUCUGGAAGUGAUAGCAGCAUUUUGCAGAGUCCCGAGCUGAGACUAAAACCCAGACCUCCUGGGAGAUGUUCAGGUCCUGGGGCUCAGAGAGUGGCCUCCUGUCACCACUCAAGAACAAGACUACACACUGGCUCAGAGUCUCCGAUUAACAAUUCUUCUCCCCGUCUGACCCCUGGACAACAGAUUCAGACGUCGCCUUCCUUCCACCAGAGACCACAAUCCAAAGCCUCUCUUUCUCCUACUCCUUCUUCUUCUAAUGCAUCCAGGUACUGUCCAACACACAGGAGAGCGGUUUCCUCCCCUGGCGCCUCUGGGAAGAAACUAUAAAAAACCAACAGACCCAGUUCUGUCCACCAGUGGAGCCGAGAAUAUUUAUUCCAUGCUUUAAUGUUUUAAACAUGUGUAUUUACCCUUUUAUGUCAGGUUAUGUGAGCUACUUGAAAUCAAAAUAUGAUUAUUGUAUAACCCCCUGGAUAAUACACAGCCCCAGCUAUGAGAGAGAGAAUGUGCACUCUAUUAUCUACUUGAUAAUGCUUUUCUAAAGGCCACAUACAAAGCUUAAUACUUUUGGCUCCAAGAUGACGGAGAAACAGCCUCAUUUACUCUGCAUGAGUUCUCCAAAACUCAGUAUUAAAGGGCUCCACUUUACCCCAAACUGUGUUUCGGCAAAUGUGCUCUUCUUUCAGACCAUCUCAGUCAAUGACUCUCGUGAACCUUGACCUCAUCGGAAAGCAUUAGGCUUUGGUCUUUGCAGUGAAAUCUGCGUGCAGGAGUUUCAGACUCCUUGAACAUUUCGACAGAACUUGAGAGGGUUGAGUUCUUUUUUUUUUCACCAUACGUACUACCAAGCCACAUUGAUUUUAAUACUUACAGUAUGUUGUUUAUUAAAGACAUAACGCCCUUCAGAUCUUGGCCUCUUGUAAGACAUUUCACGCUGGAGUGUUUUCAUGGCUGCUCAUCUCUGCAGCAUGAGUCACAUGUGCGUACCACUAUCGCUCUAUAGAGUGUGAGGAAAUUGAUUUGUUGCAGAGAUAAUGCUAUACGAUUAGGUUUCUCUGCGUAAACAGGAUCACUCCCUUGAGUUUUUUCUUUGCUAUGUUUUGUUUUCAAGUUUCUUAGAAAAAAGUCCUUCAUUAGACUUUAUUUUAAACUGGUUCUUUGCCACAGUGUCAACCACAACCACAUGGUAAUUCCUCUUGUCAGGGUUUUACUUAAAAGCUCAUUGACGGUACCUUUAUGUCCGAAAAGAGAUUUGCCUGUUUCAAACGAUAUCAGUGUUUGUUCAUCAUCUAAACUUCCAGACUGCAAAUCUUGGCAUAGCGAGGUGAGACUCAUCACUCAGAAAUGUCACCAAAUUAUGGUUAAAUUAGUUUGAAUUAUUUCAGAUUAAUACUACUACUAAUUUACCACUGUUAGUAACUUUAUUACUAACAGUAAUAAUAAUAAUGAGAAAUAUUAAAUCUUUUAAAUGCUCAUUUACAAAUGUACAUAUUUCUCUAUGAAUGUGCCACCUGUGGGUUAUAAGUUAUGCUACAAUAUUGGCUGGAUAUGUUGCACCUAUUUUUCUUGUAUCAGAGUCGUUGUCAUGUCAUCGGAGUAAAGAACACAUCAAAACUA